AUGCCGGCUUUCAAGGAUGAACACAUACUGAUCAUUGCGCCAGGUUCGCAAACCACCCUGGCGCAAUUAGGCCUACCUGAAUCCUUCACGCCUGCAAAAUUCCGAUUUCCUACUCGCAUGUUCCCGGCUGAAAAGAAGGACGAAUGGGAACCAUACAAGAUCCGCGAGAAACUCGUGGUGAAGAGGACAGCGCCCGCAACAGCGCCCGCACCCCCUGCUGCCAAUGAUUCCACCGCCACAACCGAUGCGCCAAAAAAAGAUGACGUGGAAGUUAAACCGGAUGUCGAAAUGAAAGAUGCCGCAGAGGGAGAUCUACCAACAGAGGACAAAGAAGCAGGAGAUCAAACGCAAAGCGAGAAGCCAGACGACACGAGCACCGGCGUCGUUGAAAAUGGUCACGAGGAAACCACUGCUGCCGAUGCUGAACACUCAGAGGAGGGACAAGUUAUAUACGAAGAAGAUCCAACAUCAGACGAAGGCGCCGUCUACCCAAUUCGCAACGGCGAAAUUGUCGAGUGGUCAUGCUUCUUCGCUCUCCUAUCCCACAUCUUCAAAACCCUUAGCCCUCCCUUCCACACCCCCAUUAUGUUUAUCGCACAGCCGGUAUGGACCGCGCGCGACCGCGAGGCCAUCACGCAGUUUGUCUUUGAGAAAUUUCAAACACCCGCAUUCUGUUUGAUGGACUCCGCCUUGGCCGCUUGCUACGCGUACGGGACCGUCAACGCCACGGUGAUUGACAUCGGCCACGGUAAGGCAGACGUUACUGCUGUGACAGAUUUCGUUGUCAACGAGCAUGGCAGGGGAUUUGGGCUGCGCAACUGCGGUGGUGAGGCGAUGACGGAUCGACUGGAAGAAUUGCUGGGUCCCAAGGGUUUCACGCGCGACAUGUGCGAGCAACUGAAGAGGAGCAAUAUCUGUGAAGUUCUACCUUCAAAUAUUCCGCUUCCGGGAAACUCGGCGACAGUAUCACAAAUACAAAACUCGUCUGAUGCGCUUGGUGCAGCUAGUGGAACUAUCGAUAGGGAUCCCACGAAGCCUACGCCCAGUGUCGCUGGCAAGGGGGCUGAAACUGCGAAUGGGACGGCGGAGGAAAAUGAUGAUGACGGUGUUCUUGAUGUGGCAGCUAUCGUUAGCAGUGGCAAUACGAGCGAAUAUCUUGCCCGAAGAGAAAGAGAGAAAGCAGAACGGGCAGCUGCUAAAAAGGGGGCUACAGAUGCCGCUACGGGCAAGCCAGUUCGGCUACCCAAUUGCAAAAAGGAGCGCGCUACAUUCCAGUAUCACGAAUUUGUCAAAGUCGAACCUAAGGAUGGGAAUGUGCAGAGCACUACUGUGCAGUAUAUUCGCCAGAAGCGCGAUAUUGAAGUUGGAAUCGAACGAUUCCUCGCACUAACCCCCAGCGAGGCGAAGUCGAAUGACCACUGCAGCUCCAGCCUUCUCGAUACUCUUGCUGCCCAGAUCCACCAUACGAUCCUUUCCGUCCCUGAUGCGCCCAAGCGCAGCGAAUUAUGGGAUUCCUUUAUCAUCCUUGGAAACGGCAGCAAAAUAAAAGGCUUUACCCAAGCCCUCCUCUCAACAAUAAACCAAAAAUACGUCCUCUCCCCUUCCUCCGGCACAAUAUUCACCUCCGAACUUCCGUCGCAAAUGUCAACACCGCUCCCAACUGGCGGGACAAACACCCCAGCUCACCUCCAGAACCCAGGGCCCCUUCACCACCCAGCCGCUCACGGGGUCAACCCCCUCCUCGUGGCUGCUACCCACGCUAACAACCCCUCAACCCCCAACCACCUCAAUCCCCACGACCCUCACAGCACCAACUCACCAGCCGCAGCCGCCCACCAGCAACACCACCGCUCGACCGGCCACUCGCAAACACCCACCUCCAUCCGCCUCCUCAAGCCUCCAGAGUACUUCCCAGAAUGGAAAAACCAAGGCGCAAGCGGUUCAUCCGGCGCGGGCGGCGUAUUGGUACCACCAUCAGCAACGGGUGCUGCCGCGGGGGUGGGCGCGGCGGGGACAUCGACGGGGUUAGGUGGUGCUGGGGGACAAAAUGUGGGGAUGGAGGAGGCGACGUUUUUGGGCGCGCAGGUUGCGGCGAAGGUUGUGUUUGUUAUUGAUCAGGGUGUUAGUAAGGGGUUCCUGAGCCGGGUGGAGUACAACGAGACGGGGCCAGCAGGAAUUCAUGAUUGCUCUUUGUAG
This is a messenger RNA of Histoplasma capsulatum G186AR, 2196 nucleotides long. RefSeq names its product actin-like protein arp9. The record is from RefSeq and is a predicted model, not a curated record. Lineage: Eukaryota; Fungi; Ascomycota; Eurotiomycetes; Onygenales; Ajellomycetaceae. The transcript has 3 exons. Bases 1 to 2196 code for a protein of 731 amino acids.